Priceomyces carsonii is the source of this 2463-nucleotide messenger RNA. It is a transcript of the gene SPB1, whose product is annotated as 27S pre-rRNA (guanosine2922-2'-O)-methyltransferase. The transcript has a single exon. Gene Ontology annotation, cellular component: nucleolus; nucleus; preribosome, large subunit precursor. The record is from RefSeq and is a predicted model, not a curated record. The coding region runs from base 1 to 2463 and encodes 820 amino acids. Gene Ontology annotation, biological process: maturation of 5.8S rRNA from tricistronic rRNA transcript (SSU-rRNA, 5.8S rRNA, LSU-rRNA); rRNA methylation; maturation of LSU-rRNA from tricistronic rRNA transcript (SSU-rRNA, 5.8S rRNA, LSU-rRNA). Gene Ontology annotation, molecular function: rRNA (uridine-2'-O-ribose)-methyltransferase activity; rRNA (guanine) methyltransferase activity. Lineage: Eukaryota; Fungi; Ascomycota; Pichiomycetes; Serinales; Debaryomycetaceae.
AUGGGUAGAGUGCAAAAGAAAAACAGUAAAGGUCGUUUGGACCGUUACUACUACUUGGCUAAAGAAAAAGGAUAUAGGGCUCGUUCGUCUUUUAAGAUAAUACAAAUUAAUGAAAAGUAUGGUCACUUUUUGGAGAAGUCAAAGGUCGUUAUAGAUUUAUGUGCUGCUCCCGGAUCAUGGUGUCAAGUAGCAGCAAACUUGUGUCCCAUUAAUUCAUUAAUAAUUGGUGUCGAUAUUGUUCCUAUUAAGCCACUACCAAACUGUAUAACGUUUCAAUCUGAUAUCACCACUGAGGAUUGCAGAUCUAAACUUAGGGGUCAUAUGAAGACAUGGAAGGCAGAUACAGUGUUACAUGAUGGUGCUCCUAAUGUUGGAUUGGGAUGGGUACAAGAUGCAUUUACUCAAUCUCAGUUGACUUUACAGGCUUUGAAGUUAGCUGUGGAGAACUUAACGAAAGGUGGAACAUUUGUCACUAAAAUCUUUAGAUCAAGAGAUUACAAUAACUUGAUGUGGGUCUUUCAACAGCUUUUCGAUAAAGUAGAAGCCACUAAACCUCCAGCUUCGAGAAAUGUUUCAGCUGAAAUUUUCGUCGUUUGCAAAGGAUUCAAAGCUCCAAAGAAGCUAGAUCCUAGGCUAUUGGAUCCGAAAGUGGUCUUUGAAGAAGUAGAAGCAACGAAAGUCAAUAACGAGGCUAAAGUUUUCAACCCAGCUAAGAGUAGGAGACAAAGGGAAGGUUAUAAUGAAGGAGAUUAUUUAUUAUUUCAUGCAAUGCCGAUUCUUGAGUUUAUACGAAAUGAGGAUCCUAUCAAUGUGUUAGGUACUCUUAAUAAAUUAUCAGAACCCGAGGAGGACGAAAAAGAAUGGAAGAUUUUAAAGAAACUGAGACUUUUUUCUGAAGAAUUAUUAGAAUGCAUGAGAGAUUUGAAAGUACUCGGUAAGAAAGAAUUCAAGCUAAUUUUAAAAUUUAGGAAACAGGCAAGAGAGUUACUUGGAUUGGAUGACGAAAAAGACUUGUUGAAGUCGGAGGUUGAAGUUGAGCCAUUGACAGAAGAUCAGGAAAUAGACAAGGAAUUGCAAGAGCUUACAGAUAAGCAAAAGCAAAAAGCUAGAAGGCUCAAGAAGCAAUCAAACGAGAAGAAACAAAAGGAAGUAUACAGAAAUCAGAUGAAUAUGUUGACAGACAUGAAUAUUGGUCUUGAUGCUGCUCAAAUUGGUGCAGAUUCUUUGUUUAACUUGAAAACAGCAGAUAAAACAGGUCAAUUAGCUGCCUUAUCGAAGGGUAAGAAGAGAAUGAUCUUCAACGAUGAGGAAGUAGCUCAAGAUAACGAAAUUCAUAUAGGAGAUGACGAAGAAAUGGAAUCAGCUGAUGAGAUUGAUGAAUUAGAAGCACAAUUGGAUGAUAUGUAUGACUCUUAUAAACAAAAAAGAGCAGAAAAGGACGCAAAUUACAGAGCGAAGUUGGCAAGAAGUAAUGAAGAUGAAGGUACUUGGGAAGGAAUUAAAUCUGAUGAAGAACAAUCCGACGACGAGAAAUUUGAAGUGGACGAUGAAUCGGAUUCAGAUGACGAUGAAUACAUCUCGUCUUUAAUUGCGGAAAAGAAAACUGAAGACGGGUUGACAAAGAGUGCACAAGCCUUCUUUGCAUCAGAUUCAAUCUUCAAUGAAUUCGAUGACAGCUCGUUAUUAUCGGCUAUUCAAGAGAAAAAAAAUAAAGAGGAUGUCAAGACAGCUGAAAAUAAAAGUUUCAACGAAGUCAAUUCACUUAACUUCUCCGAAGACUCAAGUAGCGAUACUGACUUUGAGGUUGUCCCUGCAAUAAAAGAUCGGGAACAUCAUGAUGAUUCAGAUUUGAACGAUGACGCUACCUUCGGAAACGAAAAGAAGCUCACUGAGAAGGAAAAAGCCGAUCUUGCAACGGUAGAGGCGAUGACACUAGCUCACCAAGUUGCUCUCGGUAAGAUGAGCAAGAAGGAUUUGAUAGAAGAAGGUAUCAAUAGAUAUUCGUUUAGAGAUAAAGAAAAUUUGCCGGACUGGUUUCUUGAAGACGAGAACAGGCAUUCUAAGAUCACGAAACCCAUAACCAAAGAAGCAGCGCAUGCCAUAUUAGAGAAGCAGAAACAAUUGAACGCGCGCCCUAUCAAGAAGGUUCUUGAAGCUCAAGGUCGUAAGAAAAUGAGAGCUUUAAGGAGACUUGAGAAGCUAAAGAAGAAGUCCGAUACUAUUAAUGAAGAUUCAUCAAGAAGUGAGAGGGAUAAGGCCGAGGAAAUUCAGAAGUUAAUGAAGAAAUUGACGAAAAAGCAGAAACAAAGGCCUAAGACUACAGUUGUAGUCGCUAAGGGCGGAAACAGAGGAUUAAGUGGAAGGCCAAAGGGUGUCAAGGGUAAAUAUAAGAUGGUUGACGGUGUUCUUAAAAAUGAGCAAAGAGCCCUUAGAAGAAUAGCUAAAAAACACAGAAAGAAAUAA